Emiliania huxleyi CCMP1516 is the source of this 1404-nucleotide messenger RNA. RefSeq lists its product as hypothetical. The record is from RefSeq and is a predicted model, not a curated record. Lineage: Eukaryota; Haptophyta; Isochrysidales; Noelaerhabdaceae. The transcript is spliced from 11 exons. Bases 1 to 1404 code for a protein of 467 amino acids.
AUGUCGGACCGCAUGCUGCUCAAGGAGAAGCAGCGUUUGCAGCAGCGCGAAAAGGAGCUAGAGAGGAGGGAGGCGGCGGUGACAGGCCGAGUCGAUCAGCUCGACAACGAGCUCAAGGCAAAGUCGGAGAAGCUCGAGCAGGCGCAUGGUGGUACGGCGGCGCUGCUGCGCCGAGCAUCGGAGGAGCGGGAGGCGGCGCUGCGCGAGGCAUGCACUGCCGCCGCCACGCUGGCGCAAAGGCUAAAGGCGGCGGCGGCCGGAGCCGCCGACGCGUCAGCCCUCAAGCAGGCGGCAGAGGAGGCUGGCAGCGCGCGCAUUGAGCUCGCCACGGCGGCAGAGAACUUGGAGCGGUCGGACCUCGCGCUCCGAGAGAGCCAGGCGGCGCUCUCGGGCGAAGUCGCGGCGGCCAAGGCGGCACUGGACAAGGAACAGCGGGCAGCGGCGGAGCUCGAGGCGCGACACACCUCGGCGAGGGCCGCAGAGGCGGCGAUGAAGGAGGUGCUGGCCCAUGCGCUGGCGCGGUUCCUGCGGCUCCUCGCUCGGCUCAGGGAGGCGCGGGAGGCGGCAGCGGCGGCGGAAAGGGCGGCGCAAGAGCUGCGCGAGCUACGCGACAAGGACCAGGCGCCUAUCACCGCGCGCGCCGCAGCCCUUCGGCGAUCAAUGGUGAGGCUGGAAGCGGAGUGUCGCGCAGAGGGCAAAGCAAAGGAGGCACUCGACGCGCAGGUCGCUGAUUUGGAGGAGGAGUGCCGCGCCAAGGCUCGCGCUCUCACUGCGCUCGAGCAGGCGCAUCGGGCCGGAGCGGCAUCGCUCGAGGCACUCGAGGCGGAGUUCGCUGCCGCGAAGCAGGAGGUCGAGGCCGCGAGCCGCGGUGCCGAGGCGCUGCGGAGCGAGCUCGAUGCCUGCCGUGCGGAGCUCGACCGGCACCGCGCGGCAAUCUCCAGAUUGAGGGCGAGCCUCGACGAGCGGCAGAGGUGGAUCGAGGCGCUUGAGACGAGCACUCGCACGUACAAGAAGCGCAACGCCGAGCUCUGGGCGCAGCUUCGCGGCCUCCCCGUCCAUGGCGACGACCAGUCGGGCUUUGUGGCGGUGGCGGAUGAAGCACCGAGCCCAAAUCCAACAGGCGAGGCGGGGGUGGAAGGGAGCGGCAAGCUGGGCGGAAAGGGGGAGGGCGCCGCGCUUGCGGCCCGGCGAGGGAAGCCGCGCUCAGCGGCGCCUUGCGUGGAGCUCGAGUGGCAGGACGCAUAUGCCCUCCGCGUCGAGCUCGAGCAGAAGAAGGCCCAGGUCAAAGACAUGGAGGCGGAGAUCCGGAUGCUGCGGGAUAUGGUCAAGGCGCGGGAGAGCGACGCGCGCGCGAUGGAGGUGAAGAAUGAGCAGCUCCGGCGCAAGCUGGGCCAAGCUAAGUGA